AUGGACAAUGGAAGGGAAAAUAAUACAGAAAAUGGAACGAGAUUGGAAGAUGAAACUUUAAAGAAAUUGGAAGAUGAAGAAUUGUCAGUAGAGAGGAUAUUUGAGAAUAAGGAGGUGCCUUCAUGGAGAAAACAGUUAACAAUGAGAGCUUUUGCAGUGAGUUUCGUGUUGUCAGUGAUGUUCUGCUUCAUAGUAAUGAAGCUCAAUCUCACUACUGGUAUUAUACCAUCUCUGAAUGUCUCAGCCGGUCUAUUGGGAUUCUUCUUCGUCAAGACUUGGACAAAACUACUCGAGAAAUCUGGCAUGUUGAAGCUGCCUUUCACCCGCCAAGAAAAUACUGUCAUUCAAACCUGCGUAGUUGCCUCCUCUGGCAUCGCCUUUAGCGGAGGCUUUGGAACUUAUCUAUUUGGAAUGAGCGAACGUGUUGCCAAACAAUCAGGAGAAGCCAAAUAUGGAUUGGACUACAAGAACCCAGCAAUAGGCUGGAUGAUAAGCUUUCUUUUCGUGGUUAGCUUUCUGGGACUUUUUUCCGUGUUGCCUCUCCGAAAGACAAUGAUAAUAGACUUCAAGUUGACCUAUCCUAGUGCCGAGGCAGGUACUUGA
Fraxinus pennsylvanica is the source of this 603-nucleotide messenger RNA. The record is from the annotation of a GenBank genome assembly. NCBI's taxonomy places the organism in Eukaryota, Viridiplantae, Streptophyta, Magnoliopsida, Lamiales, Oleaceae.